CCAGUAUCGGCUUUAGGUUUUUGUAUGUUUUAAUUCAAAUAUAUUUUGUUCCGUAUUUUGAUUUAAAUGUAUUAUGUUGAAUAUUUUUCAACACACUGUGCACAGAUAAACAAAUUUUGAAAUGCGAAAAAACAAUGCUUUAUUGGCUUUAUAUUAAAUAAUUUGACAGCAGUUAUCAAAGAAACAUCCCUACUGACAAUGGUUCCCGAAAACAUCGAUAUCAAACCAAUGGAUCUCUUCUACAUCAUUCCAAUGGUAAUCGCCUUGCUUACAGCCAAAUUUAUUUUCCAAAAAACCGUUUAUUUCCUACUGGAAACUUGUCAAAAUAUCAAUUUUCUUCCACCUAGUAAUCCAUCCAGAAUCCUAGAAACUACUUAUUUGAAAUCAAAGAAAUUGAACCAACGAGACCCCCAAGAAUGCCUCAAUCGACGGUAUAACGAAGGAGAAGAAUAUUUGAAUAAUCUUUGUGAAAAUGUAUUUCAAUAUUUAUAUUACGUCCUUAUAUUCACUUACGGUAUAGCCGUAUUGUGGAACAAACCAUGGUUGUGGAAUAUAUCAAAAUGUUGGGAGGAUUUCGAUCACCAAAAAACAAGCGUGGAUAUCUGGUGGUACUACAUGAUAUCGCAAACUUUUUACUAUUCAAAUUUCGUAACUCAUAUGUAUGAAGCACCGAAAAAACAUUUUUACUUUAUACUUGUUCAUGAUGUCAUCACAAUUUUAAUUCUAACUUUAUCCUGGUGCUACAGGUUCGUCAGAAUUGGUGCAGUAGGAAUGAUGGUACACGACAUCUCCAAUGUCUUUCUCCAAGCGUCUAAAAUAGCGUUCGCGCUAAGAAAGGAGAUGGCGCAUGCGUGUUCUUUCGUUGUUUUCUCUUUGGUGUGGCUAGUGACAAGGAUGGGAGUGUUUCCUUUGUGGAUCAUACGGAAUUGCCUGAGUGUUCAAGUUGAAUUUGGGUUUAGGCAUUACGGGAGUAUUUUGUUGAUCGGUUUGUUAUUCAUUCUGUUCGGGUUGCAUUGUUUUUCUACUUGUAUGAUUUUUAGGAUUUUUAGUAAUGCUGGUAAAUUAGUAAAUGCCAAAACAGAUGUCUAAUGUAG
Molecule: messenger RNA, 1094 nt
Organism: Psylliodes chrysocephalus
Lineage: Eukaryota; Metazoa; Arthropoda; Insecta; Coleoptera; Chrysomelidae
Source: the annotation of a GenBank genome assembly